Messenger RNA from Dufourea novaeangliae, 3102 nucleotides. RefSeq names its product eukaryotic translation initiation factor 4 gamma-like. The transcript is spliced from 3 exons. Lineage: Eukaryota; Metazoa; Arthropoda; Insecta; Hymenoptera; Halictidae. Bases 1 to 3102 code for a protein of 1033 amino acids. The record is from RefSeq and is a predicted model, not a curated record.
AUGCAGAUCGUCGUGGUGGUAGCGACCUUGGUCGUUGCGACCGUUGCCAAAGAUGAGUCCUCGAAAAACCGCGAUAAGAGACAACAGGUUGCGUUUUAUCCGAGACGAGGAGCCAGACCGCCGCCUUAUGCGGUACAGAUGGAACCGAUCGUUCAAUAUUCUCAGAGAGAUCCGCUCUACAAUCCUCUGGCGAGCUCCAAGAGCGACGAUCUCUACGAAGAGGGCCCGUUAAACUAUUAUCCAACAGAACCGGAGCCGAUUAUCGAAAUUAUCAUCAAAGAAUCGAACGAAUCUUUGCCAACGCCGGUACCACCACCUCCGCCUCCGACCCCGAAACCUACUAAAGAACCUAUACAGGUGUUUUACGUGAAGUACGAGAAAAAGAAGGGUUACGGGGAUAAGCCUCGAGUCGUCUACGAUCCACCCAUACCCGCGCUGACACCUGUUGAGGAACACGAGGAGAUCAAGCCAGAUAACCCGGCGCCUUACCCAGAAGAACCUGUUCACACAGCGACACCAGUACCGUCGGAACCGUCCACAACUUUGAGAGCAAUUAUUCGACCCGAGAGUGAGGUAUACCAUUCCGGUUCUAGCGGGAUUCGCGUUACCUUUGGUACGGACCAGGUGCCGCCGAACAAUCACAACAAACGCAGCGACCAAGAGGCACCGCCUACCCAACUCUCCAAGCCAGCCUCCACUGCACCUGGUUCUCCUAAACGGCAACACGGUCCCUAUCAACCGAUUCAGCCUGUCCAUCAAAGAGUACCGGCCGCGUUUCCGCAGCAAAGGAUCGCGAAUUCGUUUCCGCAACAGCCGGCACUGCAUCAACCGUCCCAGCAACAACCUCUAAAUUUCUUGCAGCAACAGUCACCGUUCUCACCUACGCCACCGCAGACGAGAAACCCGUUGCCAAGACCUCAACGGCUGCCUAUCACGAUUCAAGGCUUGCCGGAAGUGCAGCAACGUGCACCGUUCAGUAACUUCGGCCCACCUCAUCGUGUCAGUAUCAGUCACCCGCAGCAACCAGGAUUUCCUCCAACGCUUUCGGUUUCCCACCAAAGUGUACAGAUACAAAACCAACCGUUACCGAUAAACCAGGGAAAUCAUUUUAACGUGGAUCAGCAACAACCUGUACAGCAGCAACAGCAACAAACGUUGCCUCUUUAUAAGCAACAGGAAUUGGAGAAGCAACGGUAUCAUGAACAACGUCGACAGCAAGAACUGCUGAAACACAGGGAGCAUCAAAGGCAACACGAGCAACAAAGGCUUCAGGAACAUCAGAGAUUUUUGGAACAGCAAAGGUUGUUGGAACAACAAAGGCAACACGAGCAACAAAGGCAACAGGAUCAUCAGAGGCUACAGGAACACCAGAGAGUACAAGAACAACAGAGAAUACAGGAACAGCAAAGACUGCAAGAGCAGCAACGAUUGCAGGAGCAACGUAGAAGGAAUAAAGAACAGGAACAGAAGUUGUUGCAAGAGCAACAGUAUCGUGCACAGUUAAAGUACAAUCAACCGCAACCGGUACCGGGUAUACCGCAAAUACCGGUUCAACCUCAGGUUCAGAAACCGGGCGGAGAAAUAUUCAAAGCUGUUCCUAAAUUGGAACAACAUUAUGCAAUUCGAGAGAAUCCACUUCACCCCGGCCCAUUCCCGCCUCAUCCCGUAAUUCAGCCAACAGGAUUCUCGGAAACGGCACAAGACCUAUAUGGCUCCCUUCAAACGCCAAGUCCGUCGCCAGAGAGCCAACACCUGAUAAGAAACCCAACGACCCAAUUUAAUCUAAACGACCAGCAACAACAUCUGAACACGAAACAACAAAUAUUCCAAAAUCAACAACAAGGAUUUUUUUCACAAAAUCAUCAAUCAUCUCAACAACAACAACAACCGCAACCACCACCACAAGUGUCACAACAACGAUUCCCAUCGUUAUCCCAAAGGUCGUCGAUCUGGGGACGACCAUCCUUCUCGUCGAAUCCUUCUCAGAAGAUUUACGCGACUCCGGUAACUAACACGGAAGAUUUCAACGCGAUAUCCACUGUGAGAUCGUUCGUAUCGAGUACAACGACUACCACCACAACGACGACAACAACGACAACCGAGGCACCAUCGACAACGACCACUAUUUCGCCCAAGAACGAAGCUAAAAUUAAGGCGAACAUCGCGAACCUACCGGAUGAGGUUCCGGAUGAUAUAAGGGAACAGUUGCUCAGUUCCGGUAUUUUAGGUAACGCCGACAUACAAAUACUGGAUUACGACAAGGUCGGCGACAUACCGAUCGAGAAACUACCGCCCGAGGCCCUGGCGAAUUUCUACGGUGCCGGAGGCGCUUCCGCGGUGGCUGCCAGCGAACCGGUACCGUCGAUCGUCAAGAAACCCAAAACGGCCGACUCGUCUUCCGCGACCUCCUCUUCUUCGUCCACUUCUUCUGCCGUUCUGGCCAAGAAGACGGCCACUGGCAACCCGACUAAGUUCGAGCAGGCCACCUUACGCCCGGGAGGCGUAGAGAUGAAAGUAGUACGCUUCGAUCCGAAUACGGAGCAAGGCCAGGCACUGGCGGAUCAGCACAUACGCGAUGAUGCUACCAGGCUGAAUCCCGUAACCGUGGGAUCGCGGGACGAGGCUCAAUAUAAUCGUUAUCUGCCGCUCAAAGUGAGCGGUGCUUCCUUCCCUAUUCCCGAUGUGCCACAGCUGAACGGUCGGAAGAUCUCCAGUGUGGUCGUGCUAGCCCCCGUCGAUUAUAACUUUCAAGACGAAGAGAAGGAGAUCGAGUCGAGGCACGGUAGACGUACCAGCGAUGUACAAGCGGUCAAGUUUCUUGCCGGCGACACUCUGAAGCAAUUGGUGAAGAAGCCAACCGCGGAGAACUACAAGAAGUGGUUGGAACAGGAGAGCCGUACGGAGCCGCAGAAGCAGUCGGUUGUACUCUUGGUAACCAUGCCAAAAGAGACCGAUCAAGGCGAGAAAGAGAUCUUCAUGUACGACGUGGUUUCACAGACUGUGAGCAAACUGUCCGGUGAUCUAUCCACGGCCUUCGUGGACGCUGCCGAAAGCAAUUCGGACAGUAAUUCCUUCGAUGACUCGAAUUUUACAUUGCACUAA